This is a messenger RNA of Symbiodinium sp. CCMP2592, 759 nucleotides long. NCBI's taxonomy places the organism in Eukaryota, Dinophyceae, Suessiales, Symbiodiniaceae. The record is from the annotation of a GenBank genome assembly.
AUGGAGGCUGCCGCCAAAGGCGCUUCCUUCAUCCUCAUCGGAACGAAGGAGCAGGCGCGCCCCAUCGUGGCAAAGCACGGUGAGGAAGCUGGCAUCCACUACACUGACAUGAAGUUCGUGGGCGGCUUGUUGAGCAACUUCCCCGUGGUUCGGAAAUCCGUCGAGCUCAUGCAGCAGCUUCGGGAAGAGAAGGAGCAGGGUGCCUGGAAUGUCUUCAACGAGUUCCAGCGCUUUAAGAAUACGUGCAAGCUGGAGCGACUUACGAAGAAGUACCAUGGUGUUGAGGAGAUGACCGGCUACCCGGACAUCUGCAUCUUCGUGGACGAGAUUAAAGAGCGAAACCCCAUCGCGGAGAUGGUGCGCAUCGGCGUGCCUUGCAUUGGCAUGGUCGAUUCUAACAACGAUCCAAAGUUUGUGGACAUUGCCAUCCCUUCGAACACUUCGAACACGAAGUCCAUUGACCUUGUCAUUGGCAAGAUUUGCGAGGCGAUCAAGAAGGGCAAGACGCUGGGUCAAGCGACGUCGCUUGGGGAGCGUGAGGAGUUCCCCAAGGAGUGGGAUCCCUGGAUCCUUAGCCGAGACCGCAUGCGAUGCCUUCGUCGCCGUUCAAAGCGACAGGGCUGGAUGAAGGGCAUGUACGGAAGCUACGAGAAUUGGAAGAAGUGCCACCCUUGGGGUGCUAUUCCGACCGUCGCACCGUUCCAUGACUUCAAGUGGAACGACAUCGAGGAUCGCCGCCCCGGCUGGGACCGUUUCUGA